This is a messenger RNA of Chiloscyllium plagiosum (whitespotted bambooshark), 3357 nucleotides long. RefSeq names its product farnesyltransferase, CAAX box, subunit beta (gene fntb). Gene Ontology annotation, biological process: protein farnesylation. Gene Ontology annotation, molecular function: protein farnesyltransferase activity. Gene Ontology annotation, cellular component: protein farnesyltransferase complex. The record is from RefSeq and is a predicted model, not a curated record. Lineage: Eukaryota; Metazoa; Chordata; Chondrichthyes; Orectolobiformes; Hemiscylliidae.
UUGCGUAUUUGUCGGGAGGUUUGUCCCUGCCGCGGGCCUGUCGGAGCUAUCCGCUCACGCGCAGCGAUGCCGACGAGAGGCUGAAGGGCCGCCCGCCUUGGCUGCGGUAAUGGUGGCCGGAGGAGGCGAGGGAAGAAAUAAUUUCAAAAAAUCACACACGCACGCGUACACACGAGAGGAAAGGAAUCGAUUCACUCGGCCCGGGUUAAGCGCGCCUCCUACACCAUGGCCGAGAUCCCGAAGACGUUGCGGUGCUUUCGGGAGGAGCACGCCGGAGAGAAACUGAAGGACGACAACGUGUUGACGGUGACUUCGGUGGAGCAGAAAACAGUAGAACUGAAUGUGGAAGAGGCAUACAAAGCAUUCAGAAUUGAUCGGAGCACGCUACAACCUGUCCUUCAAAGAGAGAAACAUUUCCAAUACUUGAAGAAAGGUCUGAGGCAUCUCUCAGAGUCGUAUUCGUGUUUGGACGCCAGCCGGCCCUGGCUCUGUUACUGGAUCUUGCAUAGCUUGGAGUUGCUAGGAGAACCAAUCGAUGAUUGUAUGGCAUCAGAUAUCUGUCAAUUCCUAUCACGAUGUCAGAGUCCAAAUGGUGGAUUUGCUGGUGGACCAGGCCAAGAGCCACAUCUUGCACCGACAUAUGCAGCAGUGAAUGCACUCUGCAUUAUAGGCACAGAAGAGGCAUAUAAUGUCAUUAACAGGGAAAAGCUGCUAGAAUUUCUAUACUCUGUGAAACAGUCUAAUGGUUCCUUUACUAUGCACGUGAGUGGAGAAGUCGAUGUUAGGAGUGCCUACUGUGCGGCAUCUGUUGCAUCCUUAACGAACAUCAUCACACCAACGUUGUUUGAGGGGACACCUGAGUGGGUGUUAAGAUGUCAGAAUUGGGAGGGUGGGAUUGGUGGUGUACCUGGAAUGGAAGCCCAUGGUGGCUAUACUUUCUGUGGUAUGGCUGCCAUGGUUAUCCUUAAAAAGGAGUGGAUGCUGGACCUCAAAGCUUUGUUACGCUGGGUGACCAGUCGGCAGAUGCGGUUUGAAGGUGGAUUUCAAGGUCGGUGCAACAAAUUGGUGGAUGGUUGUUACUCAUUCUGGCAAGCUGGACUCUUACCACUCCUGCAUCGUGCGUUGCAUGCACACGGGAAUGAUACUCUCAGUAUGACACGCUGGAUGUUCCAUCAAGGAGCCCUACAAGAGUACAUCCUACUUUGCUGUCAGAAUUCUACUGGGGGAUUGCUGGACAAACCUGGCAAGUCAAGGGAUUUUUACCAUACCUGCUAUUGCCUAAGUGGUCUUUCAGUGGCUCAGCACUUUGGCAGUGGAGAACUUCUACACGAAGUUAUUGUUGGCGAAAUAAACAAUCGGCUGGAACCAAUCCAUCCUGUAUACAACAUUAGUCCUGAAAAAGUAGCACAAGCUGUUAUGCACUUCCUCAAGCUACCAGUACCACAGAUGAAAAGCAAUUCAAAUUAAAUUCAUUAUGUAUUCAAAGUAACUAACUUUCCAAGUACAAAUUGUGUAACCUGAGUGCAAAGAAUUGUGGUUUACAAAGUAAAAUGAUUCACUUGAAGCAGGGACUAGUAUCAAGUUAUUUUCUUCUGACAACAACAAGCCAUUGGCACUGCCUAUACUGUGACUGACUAGUCUAUGUUCAGCAACUUGCUCCUCAAUGCUGGAGAAAGUGUGGUAUCUGUAAGUGUUCUUAGUUUUAUAACUGAAUUCCUCAGUAAAACCGAAUAGGAUUAGUGCAAGUAUAGCACUGUGCUUUAUAUUGGCUUCAGAAAUAAUUUAUCACAGUUGCAAUAAAAAUAAUCUUUUCAAGCAUUCCAUUUUGUCUGAAUGAAUUUUCAUUGUUUCAUUGUUUUAUUGUGCUUUUCUUUUUCUAUAUAAAGGAUUAUGUUGCUUAUUGGAUGACCAAAGAAUUGUUGAAUGCCUGAGACUUAAGUUGAGCAGUUUAUUGUAUGUUUUGAAAACUUGUCAUAAUAAAAUGUGUUUAACUGAGAAGGUGAUAGUUCAUCAUACCUUAUGGAUGAAAAUCAUGCCUGGAAACGCAAAAUAAUCAAUGGGAUAAAAAUAGAAAGGCCUGCAGAAUGUCAGCAGUAGUAAUGGCAUCUGUGGAGAGAAAAACAUAUUUAAUAGUUUGUGUGCAAGAAUCAUACUGGACUUGAAACAUUAACUGAUUCUUUCUCUACAGAUCUGCCAGAGGCUGCUGACUUUCUCCAGCACUUGUUUUAGUUUCAGAUUUCCAAAAUCUGCAGUAUUUUGCUCUUACAAUAAUAGUACAUUUUAAAAAGCUUUGUCUUCAUGUUUUCGACAUUUUAAUCAACUUGUUCAGAAAUGUAAUGAUACAGUUUGACUUGAACCUUGGACUUCUGACUCUGAGCUAGGGACACUACCACUUCACCACAAGAAUCCCUUCCUCUUGUUUUUUAUGCUGUAAUAUGACCCAGCACUGCUUAAUGACAGACAAAUGUAAGAGACAGGUUUUAGGCUUGCUGAGUGUCACAGCUGUAUCACCUGGUCCUGUUCUGCCAACAUUGUAAAACAUAGAAGUCUCAAACAUUUUUGAGAAUUGCACUUGACAGUCCGAGGUUUCAAACCAGCUGUUUUACUGGAACUUCAAUCACAGAUUCUCAGUCAGUCAGGAAUAUGAAUGGUUCCAAUUCCACCCAUGUCCUGACUGGAGUCACUUCGGUAUGCAUGUAGUUUGCCUUGUUGGCCAAUGGAAAGAUCUUGCAGUGCAAAGAUUGAUUUUUCUAAUUAAAGUUGGCAAUAUAUGUACAAAGUGAAUAAAGUUGCUUCUCUUCACAAUGGAUCUAUUGUGAAAUAACAUUGACAGAUAAGUGCCUAAGCUUCACUUGGUGCCUCUCACUACAUAUUGUCUGUGAUUGCAAUACUCCUGAGCCCACAUCAGAGGGUAUACUAACUGUUGCAUUAAAACUAUUUCUGUAAAGCUUUUUUUAAAGUAACUUAGCAGUUUGAUUGCAGGUAUAAACAUUGAACUUCUUAUGUGGCUAUGACCAAGAGUUAACCCCAUCAUGUUAGUAAUUUUAAAAAUGAGUAAUACUCUCUGUGGUUUAUCUGAAAAUUAAUGUUUGGAUUGCUUGCCAUCAAAAUUAAACUUGCUCCAGGUUGUAAAUAAUUAUUUUCCAUGUGAAUUCUUUGUUUUAAUGUGGAAAUGUUGAAAUGUGGUAAGUGAUGUUCCAAACGGAUUAGUUUAAAUGAAACCUCUUCAAGGACAUUGUAAUUUCGACUAUCUUCUAUCAAAUUUAUUGUGUGAACUUGUCUGUUACAGCACAUAGGUGUGCAAUUUUUAUACCUAUUUCACUUGUUUAAAAAUUAAAAAUCACCUUUGGUUUUGAA